Messenger RNA from Microthlaspi erraticum, 879 nucleotides. The record is from the annotation of a GenBank genome assembly. Lineage: Eukaryota; Viridiplantae; Streptophyta; Magnoliopsida; Brassicales; Brassicaceae.
AUGGAGAUCUAUGAAGAGAGCAGGAAAAUUCUAGAGGGAGAACCUUUCUUCUGCGACGUAGCAUGUCGAUGGAAACCAGAAAUGACGUGUGAGGUUCCUGCAAUAUAUUGGCAGGAACGUAAAGAAUUUACCUGGGCUCUUGAGAGCCAUUUGAUCCCUCGCCCACAUGCUGGAUGGAGGCGUCUGGCGCAGAUCAAAAGCGAAGGAAGACUACGUUUCGCUGAUAUGUUAGUCAUUUCACAUCUCCGAUUUGUGCUUCCCACAACGAGCAUAACUCGGCAGCUUCAUUCUCUGCUCUUUAUAUUGAACCUCUAUGUUUCCACAUCAUUGCUGGCAAAAAUGUUUCAGGAUGUAGUUUCCCUAAUCUCUGGGAGAGUGAAGAGCAGAGGUGCCGCUGGUUUUCUCUUGCGACUCGGAGGUCACCGGAUUCCUUUGAUUUUUUCGGUCGCUGCGAUUCAUCCUUUUCAACCCAGCAUCGAUGAAGAGUUAAAUUGUAAAGGAAGUUCAGUCGCAGCCUCAAUCGCAGCGAUUCCCAAAAGAACAGGGCCAUCCUAUCGGCUUCCGGUCAGCCCCGGUAGAAACACACCGAUGUGCUACAAAGUGGACUCUUCCCGUGGUUCAACGGUUCAACGGACACAAGUCAUGAGAUCCAAAUUUGGGCUACCACCCUGCCUGUCCCGAGGUUGGAGUGCUUUUCGACUAAUGUCAAGGGGUUCUAUGUUGCUCAAGGUUGGGCAAUUUCAUACCCUCCAAAACAAGAGAAGCCUCACUAUGCUCGUGUUCGAGCACUUGCUUGCAUUUCUCAAUCCUCUCAAUGGAUUGAGACAUGUUAUCGAUGAGCUGAUUCAUUCUCCUCUUCUCUACUUCUUCAAUAUGUGA